Messenger RNA from Musa acuminata subsp. malaccensis (wild Malaysian banana), 881 nucleotides. RefSeq names its product protein TIC 20-II, chloroplastic. NCBI's taxonomy places the organism in Eukaryota, Viridiplantae, Streptophyta, Magnoliopsida, Zingiberales, Musaceae. The record is from RefSeq and is a predicted model, not a curated record.
UCCCUCCCGAACACCAUAUCAAAACCCCCAAAACAGGAGGCAGCGGCGGCGAACAACCAGAUGGCGACGCUGGCUCUCCUCCGCUUCCCUCCUCCUACCCGAUUCGAUCGCUUCCGGGCCUCUCCACCGCCGGCCAUCCACCUCCGCCUCCGGUCCAUGCCAGCGGUCGCGAUCCCCUCCCUCCCUGCCCGACGGUCGGUCACUGUCUCCAUGGCCCGCACUGCCGUCCCGGCCACGGACCGCCUCAUCUCCGCCCUCGCCUACUUCCUCCCCUUCCUUGACUCCCUCCACUACGGUCGAUUCCUCUUCGCCCGCGUCCCCGCAGCGGCCGCUGCCGUCGCCCCCAUCAUCCCCCUCGCCGCCGCCUACCGCUCAGUCCCUUACGCUGCCUUCGUCGCCUUCUUUGCUCUCUACCUCGGCGUCGUCCGCAACCCUAACCUCAGCCAUUUCGUCCGCUUCAACGCCAUGCAAGCCGUCGUCCUCGACGUCCUCCUCGCCCUCCCGGCUCUCCUGCAGCGGGUGUUCGGCACCCCGUCGAGGGGGGUAGGGUUCCGGGUCAUGGAGAUGGGCUACCACGCCAUCUUUGCCUUCUCGGUGGCUUGCUUCUUGUACGCCCUCCUCAGCUGCGUCCUCGGGAGGACGCCGCACCUGCCGCUUGUGGCGACUGCAGCGGAUCGGCAGCUGUGAGUUUGGGGUUUCCUAUUAGGGUUUUGUGGCAGCUUUGGAAACCCUAAAGCUCCCUCAUUCCUUGAAUCAGAAACCCUUCAAUUGGUAAGCUUUUUGAUAUGAUUUCAGCAAUGUAAGUUUGUAGAUGUUAUUUUAACUAACAAUAGCUUCAUCAUGCAUGUCUUUUUGUUGAUGUUAGUGCAUUUGUUUCUGUU